AAAGUUGUUGGAAGUUAGAAAGAAAUCAAAAACAUAUGCAGUAUGUAACACUUGUAAUAAAUUAUAUGAUGUUAAAGAAAUUAUACCAUUGCUGAUAAAAGUCCUGGUAGUUGAUGGAUACAUAUGGAGACCAAAAAUGUUAUACCCGAUACCAUGUUUAAAGACCCAAAUAUUUACAAUGUACAAAAGGCCAGGUUUUGAACAGCUUUUAAGAAAAUGGGUCGAUCGUGAUAUUGGGCCUGAAAU
This is a messenger RNA of Funneliformis caledonium, 246 nucleotides long. Lineage: Eukaryota; Fungi; Glomeromycota; Glomeromycetes; Glomerales; Glomeraceae. The record is from the annotation of a GenBank genome assembly.